Molecule: messenger RNA, 927 nt
Organism: Chironomus riparius
Lineage: Eukaryota; Metazoa; Arthropoda; Insecta; Diptera; Chironomidae
Source: the annotation of a GenBank genome assembly
AUGUUGAUCACAUUAGUUCGUGAAUCUGUCCUUCAAUGUUUUUGCCAUUCGUGCCGUGCUCCUGUGCUACCGGCUGCUGCAGGAAUAAAUGGACUGGUCAAGAAGCAGGGAAAGAUUCGGUCGAAGCAGCCAAAAGCUUCUAAGAAGGUGAAAUUUAUCUCAACUGAAAUUCGUUGUCAGGAAAAAUCAAAGGGUGGUUUGCGCUAUGAAGUUAUUUUAGCGGAACCAAACCUUACUCAAGUUCAAAUACCAAAAGCUGUUCAGCAACCAAAUAACUCCACAAAAGAAAAAACUUUAACAACUCAGGAAAUUGCAGAAAAAUUAAAGGCAGCUGAGGAAAGGCGUUUGAUGUAUGAAGCCAAAAAAGUUGCAGAUUGGACAAAUAAAAUGGCAAAAAUUGAAGAAGCGUCACGCAAGAAGGAUGAGUUAAACAAUGAGUUUAUGGUUCAGGCAAAGGAGACAUUAAUCAUCAAAAUGGAGCAUUCUGAAGAGAAACGUGAAGCUAUCAUAACUGAAAUGAAGGAGAAACUCAAGAAUCAUACAGAAGAAAUCAAGCGAACCAAGGAGAUGUUGGAACAACAGAAAGUUGAAGAACGAAAUGCUCUGAAUGACAAAUUGAAAGCCGCUGCCAAUUUACGUGAUGAAAAUAUUAAACGCAUUUUGGAACGUCUAAGAGAGCAUAAUUCGGUAAAAGUAGCUGAAGUCCGGCAUACAGCUGAUUCACGAAGUGCACGUGAACAACAGUCGCGCAUUAUUGAAAACAAAUUAUUUAUUGCUGAACAGAAUCGUGUGAAGGAAUUAGAGAAGCGUUUAGAGAGCAUCAAAAAUCAUGAACGCCGUGCAAUGAUCGUUCGUCAGAACAAGGCAACCCUAACGGCAAAUAAACAGGUUGAUGAAAUUGAUGCUAUUGAACCAACUGAAAAUUAG